Molecule: messenger RNA, 2031 nt
Organism: Cyprinus carpio (common carp)
Lineage: Eukaryota; Metazoa; Chordata; Actinopteri; Cypriniformes; Cyprinidae
Gene: coro2ab
Product: coronin 2Ab
Biological process (GO): actin filament organization
Molecular function (GO): actin filament binding
Source: RefSeq, a predicted model, not a curated record
UCCAGAUAUUAACAGUAACUAUAGUAGUAUAUACAGUAAAUAAUACUAAAAUAACACUGGUGACUGAUGAGGUCUGAAAGCUUGUUCUUAAAGGGAAAUGUUGCAAAAUGGGUUUGAACGGAACAUUUAUGAAGCAUUUUAUGAAUUAGCAUCCACAACUUAAAUGGAUGCUUUUUGUCCUUUUAAACAGGAUUAGAUUCAUUUGAAUCAUAUCAGAUUCAGUUAAACGUAGGCCUCUGAGAUGACUGUGGAGCUGGUUUAACCGAGCUGCUGAUGGAGAAAGUUGUGUGAGCGUGAGAAUGGCGUUCAGGUUAAAUGUCAGAUGUUCGCUGUUGUAACGGCUUGUUCUGUAACUCAAUCUCUCUUCAGCAUUAAAGAUUCAUUCCUCAAAUUUGUAGCAUUUUCAAUGAUUCAUGUGCUGGAAAAUCCCUAAUGUGACGCUGAUCUUCAGCAGAAGGAUUAUUAUUUUGACACAAACCACACUCACAGGAACAAACUACAGCACUAAAAUGAACAUUUCAACACAACACCACUUCCUCAAACACACAUACACAUCCUGUCAGCCGUUAUGGACUGAUGGCCGUGUUGUGUGUGUGUGUUCAGAUGUCCCAGCAUCACUCCCGUGUGACGUUUCAUCAUGUGAUCGGGAAGGCGGCGGUGAAGGGGCGGUGCUACCACGGCCUGUCAAUCACACGCAGUGUCCAGGACAACCAAUUCUGUGCUGUCAAUCCACGCUUCAUCGCCGUGGUGACCGAGUGUACAGGAGGCGGGGCCUUCAUUGUCAUUUCCGUCCAUAAAACGGGCCGUGUGAGUCCUCUGCAGGCGCGGGUCUGCGGUCACAGCGCUCCUGUGCUGGACGUCAAGUGGGACCCGUUCAACGACCUACGCCUCGCGUCCUGUUCGGAGGACUGUACGGUGAAGGUGUGGGACAUUCCUCCUAAUGGACUGAAGGAUGAUCUGGUGGAGCCCAGUAAAGAUCUGACCGCUCACAGCCGAAGAGUGUCAAUCAUCGAGUGGCAUCCAACCGCCAGAGACCUGCUGCUGAGCUCCGCCUACGACUGCAGAGUGCUGGUGUGGCGUUUGGACUCAGCUGAGGUGCCGGUGUGUGUGAUAAACACACACUCUGAGCUGGUGCUGUGUUUGAGUUUUAAUGCAGAUGGAAGUCUUUUGGCCACGGCCUGCAAAGACAAGAAGAUCCGAAUCAUCGAGCCACGGACUGGGCGGCUCCUGCAGGAGUCUCGCUGUCACUCUCAUAAAGUGUCCAGGAUCCUGUUCCUGUGGGAUCUGAAGAUGUUGGUGUCCACAGGAAGCUCCUGCUGGAACCAGAGACAGUUUGUCCUGUGGGAUCUGGAGGAUCUGUCUGAGCCGUUACUGGAGGAGGAUCUGGAUGGAGGCUCAGGAGUGAUUUUCCCCUUUUAUGACGCUGACACACACAUGCUGUAUCUGGCUGGGAAGGGCGACGGCAACAUCCGCUGUUACACGGUCAGUGCGGUGAAGCCCUAUGCUCACUUCCUGUCUGAAUACCGCUCCGCAUCCCCUCAGAGAGGCUUGGGUGUGAUGCCCAAGCGUGGCCUGAACACCAGCGCCUGCGAGAUCUUCAGAUUCUACCGGCUGGUGGCCGUCAGAGACCUGCUGGAGCCGCUGAGCUUCUGUGUGCCACGCAAGCAGUCUGAGGGUUUUCAUGAGGAUAUUUACCCCCUGACCGCAGCCAAUGAGCCGGCCAUGACCGCAGCUGAGUGGCUGAUGGGACAGAAUAAAGGGCCGCUGCUGAUGUCUCUGAGACCUGCAGCCAAAGCGCUCGACACCUGGCCGACUGAACCAGAGACACCAGCCAAUCAGCACGCAGAACCGCCUCCUGACCUCAUCGCUGACCUGCGGGACUGGACGGAGGACGACACGCAGAGCCACGACUGGAUCUCGUCAGGCGUCAGUCUGAGCCGCAGAGAAGCCUCGGCGCCGGAGACGGACGUCAGCGCUGGUCUCAGUCAUGGGUUUACUCAGGGGUCAGAGGUCGUGACGCUCUGCGUGUGA